Setaria italica (foxtail millet) is the source of this 2294-nucleotide messenger RNA. RefSeq names its product UPF0481 protein At3g47200. NCBI's taxonomy places the organism in Eukaryota, Viridiplantae, Streptophyta, Magnoliopsida, Poales, Poaceae. The record is from RefSeq and is a predicted model, not a curated record. The transcript has a single exon. Bases 316 to 1968 code for a protein of 550 amino acids.
UUGGGUCAACGCUGUGGGCCGUGCUUAUUAUGAGACAUAAUAGCACGCUGCGAUGGUUGGAUAAAUCCAUUCUUUUGUGUUUGUUUACACGUUCAAAUCCUAUUAUUUUUUUAGCAGACAAGCAACGCGAGACAGAUUUCCACACAUCCACAUCCCGAUCACCAUGCAUCGCUCGCACAUUACCACCACGCACCGCCCAUCAUUGCUUGCCUUGGCCAGCUCGCUCCCUUCGUCCCGGGCCCAGAAUCAGUCAGACUUGGCAGCCACGAGACGCCACACCCUCGAGACCUCGAGCCCAGCCGCCGCUCGCCACCGAUGGUCGCCGUCUUCAACAAGGAUGUGCUGAGCUGGUACCUCAUCACCAUCAAGCUCAGGGAGGCCGUCGACGCCAACCUCCAGAAGUCCCCGCCGCCGCCGCAGGACCUGCCGCUGCCGCUCACGAACGGCGCCGCGUCGCCGCCGCCGCCGACGCCGCUCCAGCGCCGCCAGCCGGAGCAGGACCGGCCGCCCCGGUCGCGGGCGCAGUCCCCGGCGCACAGCCCCAAGCCGCAGGACUCGGAAUGGGUGAUCGCCAUCCGCGGGAAGCUGGCGCAGGCGCGCGCCGAGGAGGCGGCGUGCCCCUGGGCGCGCCUCUCCGUGUACCGCGUCCCCAAGUGCCUCCGCGACGGCGAGGAGCGCGCCUACACGCCGCAGGCGGUGUCCAUCGGCCCGCUCCACCACGGCCGGCGCCGCCUGCGUGAGAUGGACCGCCACAAGUGGCGAGCGCUGCACCACGUGCUCAAGCGCACGGGCCACGACGUCACGGCGUACCUCGGCGCCGUGCGCGCGCUCGAGGACCGGGUGCGCGCCUGCUACGAGGGCCGCGCCGCUGGGAUGGGGAGCAACGAGCUCGCCGAGUGCCUCGUCCUGGACGGGACAUUUGUGCUCGAGCUCUUCCGCGGCGCGCUGGACGGCGGGAAGGGGUUCGUCGACGACCUGGGCUACUCGCGGCACGACCCCAUCUUCGCCAUGCGCGGCGCGAUGCACGCCGUGCGCAACGACAUGAUCCUGCUAGAGAACCAGAUCCCGCUCUUCGUGCUCGACCUCCUGCUGGGGAUCCAGCUCGGCAACCCGGAGCAGAACGGCGCCGUCGCCAGCCUCGCCGUGCGGUUCUUCGACCCGCUCAUGCCCACCGACGCGCCGCUGCUCCGCAAGGACCGGUCCAAGCUCGAGUCGUCCGUCGGCGCCGCCGCGGCCGCGGCGGCGUUCGACCCGCUGUCCGACCCGAUGCUCCACUGCCUCGACGUGUUCCGGCGCAGCCUCCUCAGCGCCGGCCUGCAGCCCAUGCCGCCACCCCCCGCGCGGCUGUGGCUCAAGAAGUGGUCCGGCCUCCGGCGCGUGGCCGACAAGCGGCGGCAGCAGUUCGUGCACUGCGUGUCGGAGCUCCGGGAGGCCGGCAUCCGUUGCCGCCGCCGCAACACGGACCGGUUCUGGGACAUCAAGUUCGAGAACGGCGAGCUCCAGAUCCCGCGCAUCCUCAUCCACGACGGCACCAAGUCUCUGUUCCUGAACCUGAUCGCGUUCGAGCAGUGCCACAUCACGGACAUCGACGCCCCGGGCGGCAACAACAUCACCUCCUACGCCAUCUUCAUGGACAACCUCAUCAACUCGGCGGAGGACGUCAAGUACCUGCACGACCGCGGCAUCAUCGAGCACUGGCUCGGCAGCGACGCCGAGGUGGCCGACCUCUUCAACCGCCUCUGCGACGAGGUGGUGUUCGACAUCAACGACAGCUACCUGUCGGGGCUGUCGGACCAGGUGAACAGGUACUACGACUACAAGUGGAGCACGUGGGUGGCGAGCCUGCAGCACAAUUACUUCAGCAACCCGUGGGCCAUCGUCUCCGUCGUCGCCGCUGUGUUCCUGCUGCUGCUCACCACGAUGCAGACCUUCUACAGCGCCUACAGCUACUACCGGCCGCCCCAUUGAUCGCCGGCCAUGGUCCAUUCAAAACUGGUCCAGAAUUUGAACUUUUCUAGACUGGCACCGUGCAAUUGGGAUUGCUAGUUUGCUGAUGCGGUCGAGGGAGGCGAAGUAACGGAUUUCUUUCUUUUUAAAAAUAUAAUUUUGGUUGGUUCUUUAUCAGGGGAGAAUUCUUCCAUUUGAGUUGUGGACUUGUGGUAGAGGUAUUUGACCAGCAAAUUCUUUGUCAAUAAUAUAAUGUAACUUGUUUGCGUAUGUAAAGGGAUUUGGAUAAGAAGAGGGCUCGAGUAAGGCACUAUGGCGAGAGCCUGAGAAAAAAGCUAGUUCAGACA